This is a messenger RNA of Diachasma alloeum, 1781 nucleotides long. It is a transcript of the gene Tip60, whose product is annotated as histone acetyltransferase Tip60. Lineage: Eukaryota; Metazoa; Arthropoda; Insecta; Hymenoptera; Braconidae. Gene Ontology annotation, molecular function: histone acetyltransferase activity. Gene Ontology annotation, biological process: regulation of DNA-templated transcription. The transcript has 5 exons. The record is from RefSeq and is a predicted model, not a curated record. The coding region runs from base 53 to 1459 and encodes 468 amino acids.
UCAAAACAAUCUCGUGUUUGGAGUCGGUUCAUUGCGAUAAUUAUUGACUGAAAUGAUUGAGGAGCACGACGAACGCGAGACAAUAUGCGAUUCUGUGAAUUCAUUGGUGGAAGGAUGUCGCUUGCCGGUACGAAUGCACAGCACCGACGACUGGCCACUGGCCGAGAUAAUAAGCUUGAAGGAGAUGAGGGGCGCGAAAUUCUACUACGUUCAUUUCGUCGAUUUCAACAAACGGCUGGAUGGCUGGGUAACGGAGGACUGCCUGGACACCCGAAAGGUGCAGUACCCCAGGAAAGACGGGCUGGCGCCAGGCACAGGAGCAGCGACCCCAAAGAAGCAAGUGCCAAGCAGGCCCCCAAGCCCGGCAGUCAUCAACAGUGAGCCAGUCAACGGUUCAGCAGCAGUGCAAGCAGCGAUACAGCUCCAACAGAAGAAAUUAUCCAGAAAGAGAAAAGGGACAUUUCUUGAGAACGAAGACUCCCAGGAGGCGCCAGCCCCACCGCCACCUCCACCUCCGCCAGUGGCAGGUCAACCAACCACUGGUCCCAGACCCACAGGCUCCCUCGUGGCCCACCAUCACGACGAUGUCGUCACGAGAAUGAAGAAUAUAGAGCUCAUCGAGCUCGGCAGGCACAGGAUAAAGCCCUGGUAUUUCAGUCCGUACCCACAGGAGAUGGUCAACUUGCCAUGCAUAUACAUCUGUGAAUUUUGCCUCAAGUACAGAAAGAGUAGAAAAUGCCUGGAGCGACAUUUAGUGAAAUGCAAUCUGAGGCAUCCCCCUGGCAACGAGAUAUACCGAAAGGGCUCAAUUUCGUUCUUCGAAAUUGACGGGAGGAAGAACAAAAAUUAUGCCCAGAAUCUUUGUCUCCUUGCUAAACUAUUUCUGGACCACAAGACACUGUAUUACGACACUGAUCCAUUUUUAUUCUACGUCAUGACUGAUUUUGAUUCACGGGGCUUUCACAUCGUGGGCUAUUUCUCGAAGGAGAAAGAAUCCACUGAGGACUACAACGUCGCUUGUAUUCUCACACUGCCACCCUAUCAGAGGAAGGGGUAUGGGAAAUUGUUGAUUGAGUUCUCGUAUGAACUCUCCAAGUUCGAGGGGAAGACUGGAUCGCCAGAGAAACCACUCUCCGAUUUGGGGCUGUUGUCUUACAGGAGCUACUGGGCCCACACCAUAUUGGAUAUUUUACUGAACGUCAAGCCUCUGGUGGAGAAUGAAAAGGCACAGAUUACCAUUAACGAAAUUUGCGAGCUUACGUCCAUCAAGAAGGAAGACGUUAUAUCAACGUUGCAGAACUUAAAUCUCAUCAAUUAUUAUAAGGGGCAGUAUAUUGUGACGUUAAAUAGGGAUAUCAUUGAACAGCAUUCAGCUGCGAUGGAAAAGCGAUCAAUAAGAAUAGACCCAAAGUGUCUGCAUUGGACCCCAAAAGACUGGAGUGUCAGAGCCAAGUGGUGAAACAAAUAGUGGUACAGACCAUAAAAAUACAAGUGAUUGAGACAAAUAUUGGGUGGUGAUAAUGUACGUGUAAAGAGAGUUAACGGAGGAACAUUUUCUCGGUAAUGCAACCGAUUUGAUGGACACCAUCAAUUUUAUAUUAAAAUCCGGCUAGUCUGGCACUAACUACUGUUCCUCGGGAGUUGGGUCGUGUGUGUGAAAUCAUCCAGUUUAUUCACACCAACAAAAUCAUUCUUUCCUUCAGUUACACAUAACUUGUAAGAUUCUCACCAUCAUCAAUAAUUUGUACAAACUAAAGUUUAAAAGAAUGAAAGAAAUUGAC